Messenger RNA from Gryllus bimaculatus (two-spotted cricket), 1266 nucleotides. NCBI's taxonomy places the organism in Eukaryota, Metazoa, Arthropoda, Insecta, Orthoptera, Gryllidae. The record is from the annotation of a GenBank genome assembly.
AUGGCGGGCGCUGUGUUGUUUGAGCGGGCGCAGGCUGUGUCAAGUACUAAUAGAGAAGAAGGUAUUUUCUUACUCAAUAAGAUCGUCCAGGAGCAAGAAAUCGCUGAAAAUGACGAAGAUACGAUUCGACUUAAAGAACAGGGCAUUCUGCAACUUGGGGAGUUGUACAAGAAAGAAGGUAAGGCAAAGGAACUGGCCGAGUUAAUCAAAGCUACCCGACCUUUUCUGAGUCUCAUAAGCAAGGCAAAAGCCGCGAAAUUAGUGCGGUCGUUGGUGGAUUUCUUUCUGGACUUGGAAGCUGGUAUUGGUACUGAAGUGCAGUUAUGCAAGGAGUGUAUUGAAUGGGCUAAGGAGGAGAGGAGAACCUUUUUGCGUCAAUCGCUAGAAGCUCGUUUGAUUGCAUUAUAUUUUGACACUGGCAUGUUUACUGAAGCUUUAGCCCUAGGUUCUACACUUCUUAAAGAAUUAAAGAAGUUAGAUGACAAAAAUCUAUUGGUAGAAGUACAGCUUUUGGAAAGUAAGACUUAUCAUGCUCUAAGUAACCUUCCAAAAGCUCGAGCAGCUUUAACAUCUGCCCGGACUACAGCAAACGCUAUAUACUGCCCUCCUAAACUACAGGCAGCUUUAGAUUUGCAGUCUGGUAUUCUCCAUGCUGCAGAUGAACGUGAUUUCAAAACUGCUUAUUCAUACUUUUAUGAAGCAUUUGAAGGCUAUGAUAGUGUGGAAAGUCCCAAAGCUCUCACAGCUCUGAAGUAUAUGCUGUUGUCAAAAAUUAUGCUUAAUACUCCAGAAGAUGUCCAGCAGAUUAUUAGUGGUAAACUAGCUUUGAAAUAUGCGGGUAAAGACAUAGAAGCAAUGAAAUCUGUAGCACAAGCUAGUCACAAGAGAUCUUUGGCUGAUUUUCAAAAAGCUGUAAAAACUUAUAAAAAGGAAUUGGAAGAGGAUGCAAUUGUAAGAGCUCAUCUGGGCACCUUGUAUGAUAAUAUGUUAGAGCAAAAUCUAUGUCGCAUUAUUGAACCAUAUUCAAGAGUUCAAGUGGAUUACAUUUCCCAUUCAAUAAAGCUGCCAACUCAUCAAGUUGAGAAGAAACUCUCACAAAUGAUAUUAGAUAAAAAAUUUCAUGGAAUUCUGGAUCAAGGAGAAGGUGUUUUAAUUGUGUUUGAAGAAGCUCCCGUGGACAAAACCUACGAAACUGCUCUAGAAACUAUACACAGUAUGGGAAAAGUUGUAGAUACUUUGUAUCAAAAAGCAAAAAAGCUAUCUUAA